GCCAUUUGUCGUAAGCGGUGGGUAUCUCCUCGGCUCUGGUUUCUAAACGUUCUAAAACUCCUCUUUCAGUUUAUCACGGCAGGGUUUUAUGGUUUGUAGUCGACCACCUGCACAACUUUCAAAAUGCAGAACGACGCUGGUGAAUUUGUGGACCUGUACGUCCCACGCAAAUGCUCUGCGAGCAACAGAAUCAUCGGCGCCAAGGACCACGCCUCCAUCCAGAUCAACAUCGCUGAGGUUGACAAAGUGACCGGCCGCUUCAACGGUCAGUCCAAGACCUACGCCAUCUGUGGAGCCAUUCGCAGGAUGGGAGAAUCUGACGACUCCAUCCUGAGGCUGGCCAAGGUCGACGGCGUUGUUGCAAAGAACUUCUGAGAGUCGCAUUGGAUGAAUCUGUGGAACGUUUGUUAAAUAAAGUGGAAGAAAAAAAGCAA
Gambusia affinis (western mosquitofish) is the source of this 434-nucleotide messenger RNA. RefSeq names its product ribosomal protein S21 (gene rps21). Gene Ontology annotation, molecular function: structural constituent of ribosome. The record is from RefSeq and is a predicted model, not a curated record. Bases 124 to 375 code for a protein of 83 amino acids. Gene Ontology annotation, cellular component: cytosolic small ribosomal subunit; ribosome. Gene Ontology annotation, biological process: translation; endonucleolytic cleavage to generate mature 3'-end of SSU-rRNA from (SSU-rRNA, 5.8S rRNA, LSU-rRNA); endonucleolytic cleavage in ITS1 to separate SSU-rRNA from 5.8S rRNA and LSU-rRNA from tricistronic rRNA transcript (SSU-rRNA, 5.8S rRNA, LSU-rRNA). NCBI's taxonomy places the organism in Eukaryota, Metazoa, Chordata, Actinopteri, Cyprinodontiformes, Poeciliidae. The transcript is spliced from 6 exons.